Molecule: messenger RNA, 4891 nt
Organism: Betta splendens (Siamese fighting fish)
Lineage: Eukaryota; Metazoa; Chordata; Actinopteri; Anabantiformes; Osphronemidae
Gene: slc9a5
Product: solute carrier family 9 member A5
Exons: 16
Coding region: 103-3066 (987 amino acids)
Biological process (GO): regulation of pH; sodium ion transport; proton transmembrane transport
Cellular component (GO): membrane
Molecular function (GO): sodium:proton antiporter activity
Source: RefSeq, a predicted model, not a curated record
UGUCCGGCUCCGGUGUCCCCUCCUCCUGUCUUGCCGGAGCUGGUGGCUGUGUCUGUGUAUAUAAGUCCAGACGAUGCGGGCCCGCUGAGCUCCGGGAGGAAGAUGCUGCCGCUCGGUCUGAUGCUGCUGCUGCUGCUGCUGCUGCUGCCGCCGAACGCCGGUACCGACCUGACGGCGACCGGUGCUGAGCCGCUCCGCGGGCCGGGGCUCGGCUUCUCCACGCCGGUCCCCGCCUCCUCCUCCGCCCCGACGCUCCUCCUCCCCCCGCAGCCCGCGGCGGAAUACGGCGCCCCCGGUGUAACUUUGGCCAGGUCCGCGGCGGAGGAACCGGCCGGUCCAGGACAGGAGGAGGAGGAGCAUCAUCAUCACGGCGGCGGGUACCGAGUGGUCCAGUGGGAGUGGAGCUACGUCCAGACUCCUUACAUCAUCGCCAUCUGGCUCCUGGUGGCCAGCGUGGCCAAGAUCUUGUUCCACUUCUCUCAGCGCUUCACCACAGUCGUCCCAGAGAGCUGCAUGCUGAUCCUCCUGGGUCUGGUUCUAGGCGGGAUCGUCCUCAUAGCCAAUAAGAAGCAGUUGUACCAGCUAGAGCCCGCCCUCUUUUUCCUCUUCCUGCUGCCGACCAUCGUGGGCGAUGCCGGAUACUUCAUGCCGGCCCGGCUCUUCUUUGACAACCUGGGGGCCAUCCUGACGUAUGCCGUGGUGGGAACGCUGUGGAACGCCUUCUGCACUGGGUUCUGCUUGUACACCGCCAAACUGCUGGGGGUCAUAGAUGAGCGCGUGCAGGCCGACCUGAUGGACUUCCUGCUUUUCGGGGCGCUGAUCUCCGCCGUGGACCCGGUGGCGGUGCUGGCUGUGUUCGAGGAGGUUCAUGUCAACGACACGCUCUUCAUCAUCGUUUUCGGGGAGUCCCUGUUGAACGAUGCUGUCACCGUGGUUCUAUAUAAAGUCUACAUCUCCUUCGUGGAAGUGGGAGCAGCCAACGUGCUGACAGCAGAUUACUUUAAAGGAGUCGCGUCCUUCCUCAUCGUCAGCAUCGGGGGGACUCUGGUGGGUCUGGUGUUUGCCGUCAUCCUGGGCUUCAUUACUCGUUUCACUAAGAAGGUUCGGAUCAUUGAGCCGCUCUUCGUCUUCCUGCUUGUCUACCUGGCCUAUCUGACCGCCGAGCUCUUCUCCCUGUCUGCUAUUCUGUCUAUGACCUUCUGUGGCAUUGGGGCCAAUAAAUAUGUGGAGGCCAACAUUUCCCAGAAGUCUCGGACCACGGUGAAGUACACGAUGAAGACUCUGGCCAGUAUCGCUGAGACCAUCAUCUUCAUCUUCCUGGGCAUCUCAGCUGUGGACAAAUCCAAGUGGGCCUGGGACACGGGUCUGGUGUCCUGCACCCUCGUCUUCAUCUUCAUCUUCAGAGCCAUGGGUGUGAUUGGUCAGACCUGGGUCCUGAACCGCUUCCGUCUGGUCCCACUGGACAAGAUCGACCAGGUGGUGAUGUCGUACGGUGGGCUGCGAGGAGCCGUGGCCUUUGCUCUGGUGGUGCUGCUGGACGGCGAACAGGUCAAAGCCAAGGAUUACUUUGUUGCCACGACGAUUGUGGUCGUCUUCUUCACCGUCAUGUUUCAGGGUCUGACCAUCAAACCUUUGGUGAACUGGCUCAAAGUUCCCCGUUCCACUAACAGGAAGCCGACCAUCAAUGAGGAGAUCCACGAGAGGGCAUUCGACCACAUCCUGACAGCAGUGGAGGACAUCGCAGGGCUGCAAGGUUACCACCACUGGAGAGACAAGUGGGAGCAGUUUGAUAAAAACUACCUGAGUAAGCUGCUGCUGAGGAAGUCGGUGUACAGGAAGAGCGAGCUGUGGGAGGCCUAUCAGAAGAUCAACAUCCGAGAUGCCAUCAGUGUCAUCGACCAGGGAGGGAACGUCCUGACCUCAGCCAGACUCUCUCUGCCCUCGAUGGCAAGCAGAGCCUCGUUCCCUGAAGUCACCAAUGUCACGAACUACCUGCGUGAGAAUGGCAGCGGUGUGUGUCUGGACCUGCAGGUGAUCGAUAACAUCCCAGGAGCCAAAGUGGAAGAGGACACAGAGACGCAUCACGUCCUUGCUGAGAACCUGUACAAACCCAGGAGACGGUAUCAGUCCCACUACAGCCGCCAUUUCAUGCCUCUGGGGGAGAAGGAGCGUCAGGACCGGGAAGUGUUUCAAAGGAACAUGAAGAGCCGCAUGGAGACGUUUAAAUCCACGCGGUACAAACGACACAAGAAGGAGCGAAGCUUCAAGAAGAGGAGAGGAUCCGAUGCCAAAGAGGACGGCGGCGACAAACCCAGACGCAAUGUCAGCUGGCAGGACAAAGAUCCAGUGGUUGCUCCUGUGGCUUCUGAGGAGGAGAAGGCCGACCACUCUGACCCCGAGAAGGAGGAGGACGUGGGCAUCACCUUUGUGGCUCGAAAGGUUGAGACCCCCAAGCAGCGACCCAAAUCAGUUCCGGCAGCUCUGGAUGGAUGUCAGAGUCCGUCCCCCGCCCCUCUGUCCCCGACCGGUGGAGACAGCCACCUGCCCUGGAAGGGCGGCGUGGGCUCCCCCCCUCCCUGUGUGUCCGUGGAGGCCACCAAGAUCAUCCCCGUGGACCUCCAGCAGGCCUGGAACCAGAGCAUCUCCUCCUUAGAGAGCAUCUCAUCGCCGCCCGCCCCGCCCGAGCCCGUCCACCCCCGCGUGAGUGUGCUCUCCAAACUGGGGGGGCCCCGUCCGGUCUCCUAUACCCCACCGGGCAGCAUAGGAAGCAGCACCUCCUCCGCAGGAGCCCGAGUGUCACAGGGCUCGUUCUGCUUCCCGGAGAAGAACAGGAGGAGGAAGGAGGAGGAAGAGGAGGAAGAGGAGGAGGGCGGAGCAUUGCAGGAGAUGCAGCCGCUCAUGUCCCCCAUGAGGCUCCCUGGCAACCUGCCCCCCCCACCCCCAGCGCCCAGCUCCGCUCCGGGCUCUGGAAGGAGGAGGAACCCCUGCGUCUACCUGCGCAGCCUGGUGACUGCGACGCCCCCUGGCGGCGGCGACCUGCACAGCCGGGGCCCCACCCAGCUGUAACAGCAGGCCCCGGACCAGCGGAACACACACUGCUCUUCACCAGUCAGCAGCUUCGAGACACUUUCACACACAGAUGUCACGAGCGGCCAUGCUUCGAACCGUCCAACAGGAAACCAGCUCAGCUGAAGGAGUGUCCAUGCCUGCAGACACACAACGUGUCAGUGUGACACAGAGCUCCACGUGGAUCAGAGACCGACGCCAUGUGUCUGUAGGUGUGAACAUCAGUUCCUCCGUGCGAUCCAUCCAAUCACAGCCUUCCACAAAUUGCCUUUAAUUCUAUAGCCUCCAUCUGUUUUAUACGUCUUGUGUUUGGUGACCGGCGGCUUAGACCUUGUAAACGAGGUGAAACCAGACCUGUCAGACCUGCACAUCACCAGCUCAUGACAAACAUGAAGAAACCAGCAGGACUGAUGGUUCAGGUGGUUUAGGUCAGGCCAGUCUGGCGUUUCGUUCUUCUCUGUUUGUCUUCUUGUCAUUAAAGUCCGACCAACAUGAUCAAAACACUCUUCACUUUAAAAACACCUCAUAGGUUUAUAGUUCCACCCAACUGCUGCUAACUGUAAUAAAUGUGUAGUAAUGGGAGGUGAGCGUUGAACUGUUUCAGUAGUUGCUUGGUCCACCUCUGGUCUCAGUCAUAUGAGAAGCAGGACAGUGAAUGCGUGAAAGCACCUGUUAGUGCUGCUUGAAACAUAAUAAUAAUUCAUUAGAUCCUCCUGCUCAGUAACUAUAGCUAAAUGCAGCUGGAGCAGAGAAAAAUCCGCUGAGUCAACAUGAUGGUACACAGCUGCUUUUCUUCAGGUGGUGCAGAGUCUAGUCUGUCUCACACAGUCAAUCAAAUGUAGUAAUGGUGAUUUGGUGGGACAGCUCUGCUUUCAUCUAACCUGGGUCCCCAUCAUUCCUGCUUCUCACAGUAAGCACAGUGCCCAUUAUUUCAGCUGUGUGCUGUGUGUAUGUUUAUGUACUGCUUAAAUUCUAGCACAAACAAAGAAAACCAUGAAACUGUCUGACCCUCCGUCACCGCUAAUCUGUUGAUUAUAGCGGAGAUAUCUAUGACUUGGACCUGCCUUACACUGCUGUGUAACCGGUCUCUGUUAGUGUUUGGUUGAGUGGAAAGAUAAGUUUGGUGUUUGUUGUCUCAUGUUUAACUGUCUGCAGCAGCUCGAGGUCAACAGAAAUCCAUGUGUGCACCACAGACAUCACUGAGCGUAGACACGCGUCCAGAGCCAAAUGCUUCUGUGCUUAUGGUGAAAGGUAGUGUUGGGAUGCAAGUCUAACAAAAGACAGAAGCCUUUAUGCCAACACAGAGCUGUUAGACUCAGGCAACGAGUUAGCAAUGACUUCUGGGUGAUUGCUGACUUCAUAUCUCCCCUUUAAUCCCCAAGUCAACAGACAAUAUUAAUUAGAAUAAAAUAAAAUUACAAUGUUAUUAUAGUAGCUAAAAUUCCAAAGUAGCCCAUUACCAGACCCUGUGAUUAAAGGAUAUUAAUAGUUAAUAUUGCACAUGGUAACACUGGGUUUGGUUUGGCUUUUAUCUGAAUAAUUACAAAUGUUUAGAGUAGUUAGAGUUUUUUUCAGUAAAUUAUCUUAGAAGACAUAAAGAUUGCUUCCUUUAAUAAUCCCUUACCUUCAGCGAGCCUUGUCUCCGUUGCCUUGUGAUAAGCCAGUGACUGUAGUGGCUCAAAUGUGCUGCUGCUUGUGGAACGAAUGACGGACACAAGCUUUAGUUUGGUCGAUGUUGACAACUCUGUGAAACCAGCUCUGUCUUUGUGCCAAAUGUUUGCUUCUUCCCAGUCAACAGUCAAUAAAUGUGAGCUGCGUUUUCUGA